AUGUAUGCAAUAAUUUUGAAAGCGAAAGGAGCCGAAGAAUUGCGGUUGUGCGAUUUUGUGAAAAUAAUCUUCAUCCAUCUCACUCGUGGUUUCAAGUUUUCCAAUAUCACAUACACAAAGUUAUAAGGUAUAGAUUCGUUAACAUUCAGAGCCGGCUCUUUUUGCAAAUACUGGCUGAAAAAAGUCAUAAUUUUAACUUGUCGUAUCGUCAGCAAUGGCAGCAACGAAAACGGAAGCAGUACCAUCCGCUUUGCGAAAUGCGAGCAAGGAAAGUCCUGAUUCAUGGAAGGCUAAACUGAAGGCUCCUGCGAAGGACAAACGCAUAAGAACUACCGAUGUCACAGCUACAAAAGGAAAUGAAUUUGAAGACUACCUUCUCAAAAGGGAAUUACUCAUGGGAAUUUUUGAAAAAGGUUACGAAAAGCCCUCACCCAUACAAGAAGAGAGCAUUCCUAUGGCUCUAGCAGGAAAACACAUAUUAGCCAGAGCAAAGAAUGGUACUGGCAAAACUGCUGCCUAUCUGAUUCCCCUUUUGGAAAAGUGUGACAGAGAAAAACCACAUAUUCAAGGCCUUGUGUUGGUGCCUACACGUGAACUGGCUCUUCAAACGUCACAAAUAUGUAAAGAACUCGGUAAACACCUUGAAAUACAAGUUAUGGUUACUACAGGAGGAACAAGUCUCAAAGAUGACAUUAUGAGACUUUAUAGUGAUGUUCACAUAAUUAUUGCCACCCCUGGUCGUAUACUAGAUUUAAUGAGAAAAGGAGUGGCUAAAAUGGACCAUUGUCAAAUGCUUGUCAUGGAUGAGGCUGAUAAGCUGUUAUCCAUGGACUUCAAGGGAAUGUUAGAAGACAUAAUAAGUUUCCUCCCUCCUAGCAGACAAAUUCUUCUUUAUUCUGCUACGUUUCCCAUAUCAGUAAAGGAAUUCAAGGACAAACAUUUGGAAAAAGCUUAUGAAAUUAACCUCAUGGAGGAGCUGACCUUGAAGGGAAUCACUCAGUAUUAUGUAUUCCUUGAGGAGAGACAGAAAGUGCACUGUCUGAAUACAUUAUUCUCCAAGCUUCAAGUGACUCAGUCAAUAAUAUUUUGCAACUCAGUCCAACGUGUUGAAUUGUUGGCCAAAAAGAUUACAGAGCUGGGUUAUUCCUGUUUCUUCAUUCAUGCAAGGAUGGACCAGAGUCACCGAAACAGGGUGUUUCAUGAUUUCAGGCGAGGAGAGACAAGGACUCUGGUCUCUUCAGAUUUAUUCACUCGUGGAAUUGACAUUCAGUCAGUCAAUGUUGUGAUCAACUUUGACUUUCCCAAAAAUUCGGAGACGUAUUUGCAUCGCAUUGGUCGUUCAGGUCGCUUUGGACAUCUUGGUCUUGCUAUAAAUCUUCUCACUCGUGAUGACAGGUUUGAGUUGUACAAGAUUGAACAGGAGCUGGGUACAGAGAUUAAACCUUUCCCAGUGGUUGUAGACAAAAAACUCUAUGUGGCAGAGUUUCAGCAACAACCAGACGACGAUGACUAAGUAGACAAAUUCUGGUAGGAAAACUCUAAACAUGUUUACACUAACAAGACAAGAACUGGCCAGAGAAAUUUACAAUAAUUAAUUGGAAGCAAGAGAUAGUCCAAGAUUGAUUAAAGAUACUUUUAGUGUUACAUAAAAUUAAUUAUUGUAAGUUUUAAAGCCCAAGCAAUCAAGAUUGUGCCAAGUAGUAGAGGAAAUGGUUUUUUUUACAAGCGGUUUGGGACAAAGUUUCUGUAAAAGCUCAAACAAGGAUUCCUUUUAUUGUUGAAGUAAUUGUAGUUGUUACAAGGGAUAUUCCUGCUACUGAGCACCAAACCUUGUUUCAGAUAACUUGUUUUUGUAUGGAGUAUUUUCCUCAUACUCUUUAUAAAAACUUGAAACUAUUUGGCAUAAA
Messenger RNA from Orbicella faveolata, 1907 nucleotides. Its product is annotated as putative ATP-dependent RNA helicase ddx6. Gene Ontology annotation, molecular function: RNA helicase activity; nucleic acid binding; ATP binding. The record is from RefSeq and is a predicted model, not a curated record. Lineage: Eukaryota; Metazoa; Cnidaria; Anthozoa; Scleractinia; Merulinidae.